AUUAGUUGCAUACUUGUACGUUAAAAAACACACAAUUUGCAAUAUGAGCAAAAAUACAAUAACCAAAUUAGAAACCCUAAAAAUCACUUUAAUUCCACGAUAUCCAACACCAUAAACAUUUAGGCAACUAUAUAUAUAUAGCUGUCCCCCUCUACUAUAUGUAUACCUUAAAACCUAAACACAUUUCCUUUUAUCUCUACCCUAUCUUUUUAACUGUUUCUUCCCUUUCUCAAUCACCAACAUUCAGCAAGCAACUAACAUAAUCUAUCUUAUCCUCUCUUGUUUAAUUAGCUUCUUCUUCUUCUAUGAUGAACACCAACAUGAUGGAAGACAAAGUGGGCUCGGAGUUGGCUCCACCACCUCCGGAACAUCUUUGCUAUGUUCGGUGCAACUUUUGCAACACUGUCCUCGCGGUUGUGAUUCCGUGCAAGAGGUUGUUGGACACGAUAACAGUGAAAUGUGGGCAUUGUAGUAAUGUAUCUUUUCUGAGCACCAGGCCUCCUCUCCAAGGGCAAUGUCUUGACCACCAAAUUACCCUUCAGGGGUUCAAUUUCUUGGAGAAACCAGGGGGUUUUUGCAGCACCAUUGAUCAUCACAGCAACAAGAAAAGCGAACCAUCUCCUUCGAUGUCAUCCACCUUAACCGAGCCUGUUUCUCCAAGGCCAUUUGUUUGUAAACCUCCUGAGAAGAAGCAUAGGCUUCCAUCCGCUUAUAAUAGAUUCAUGAAGGAGGAGAUUCAGCGCAUCAAAGCAGCAAAUCCUGAGAUACCUCAUAGAGAGGCUUUUAGCACAGCCGCAAAGAACUGGGCAAGGUUUCUUCCGCACACCCCAGCUGGGUCACUUUCGGAGAGCAGCAACACCAAUUAAACUACAUACUUCGGAAGAGGACGCCUUCUCUUUCGAAUCAGACGGCUUUAAUAUAUAUAUGGUUGUAGUAGGGCAAGAAAGAAGUAGAGGAUUAGUUAGUACACCUUUGUAUUCAGAUCAUCGUCUAGUAUUAUGUUAUCCUUAAUUAUGUUUCAGUUUCACCUGUAACUGCAUGAUGAGAUCGCUAAGCUAAGCUAGCUAAGUACUUUAAAUGCAAUAUAAGUUUAAUAUGCAGUUAUGUUAUUUGAGCCGUCUUUUCCAUAACUUCAUC
Messenger RNA from Chenopodium quinoa (quinoa), 1137 nucleotides. Its product is annotated as protein CRABS CLAW-like. The transcript has 7 exons. The coding region runs from base 306 to 866 and encodes 186 amino acids. NCBI's taxonomy places the organism in Eukaryota, Viridiplantae, Streptophyta, Magnoliopsida, Caryophyllales, Amaranthaceae. Gene Ontology annotation, biological process: leaf development; multicellular organism development; cell fate commitment. Gene Ontology annotation, cellular component: nucleus. The record is from RefSeq and is a predicted model, not a curated record.